Molecule: messenger RNA, 1017 nt
Organism: Thlaspi arvense
Lineage: Eukaryota; Viridiplantae; Streptophyta; Magnoliopsida; Brassicales; Brassicaceae
Source: the annotation of a GenBank genome assembly
UUAGAUCUCUCGUUUGUAAGCAUCAAUCAAUACAAAUCCAAACAUUUAUAAACAAUACAAAAAAAAUCACUCUCUCUCUCUCUCUCUCUCUAAAACAUUUGUGUGUUUUCCUUUCUUAGAAUCUGGUUAGUUUUAGAGUUAAACCGAUGUGUAAACCGUGAAUGGCGGGGAAGGUGGUUAAUUCGUGAGAAAUCCAAUUUGGUGAGAUUUUGCGCUAACCGAAAAUAAUACAGUGACUGAACUCUCUGAGUGACCCGGAAGCUUCUGCAUGUGGCUAUUUUUGUGAUAAUGACGUGGCGAAAUAUUAAUCUGCUGCUGGCCUGGAGCGUGAUUUCUUUCUUUUUUAGUUUUUUCUUUCUUUCUUUCUUUUAAAUCUAUUUUCUUUCUUGGAACUCGUUUAUUGACAAUCUUUCCUCUGUCGUCUCGAUCAAUAUCAAUGGCGUCUCCAUCAUCAACGAGAAUCUGGUUUCGCAUAAUGAUAAUGAUCGCUGUAAUGGUUGUUCUCUUCUACGUCGGCCGCCCUCUCUACUGGAAGAUCUCAGCCACCAUCCACGAUAUCCGCCACAACAAGCAAUCCGUCAGAGAAGGUUUAUCGCAGAUCGUACAUGACGCGCAGAGAUCGGUGGGAUGGUAUCACGACGAGUCGGUUUCUGAGUUCGGAGAAGUUCGGAGCACGAGAUCGGGAGUCGCCGCCUCGCGGAAGCUUUUCUUCGCCGGAGGGCAGUGAGAAAUUUCUCCGUUGCUUUCUCAAAAGAAAAAAUCGAAAAUAAUUGUACCGUACUGUGUAUAUGUUUGAUUGAGUCUGCCAAUUUUACAACCACAUUUUUGAAGUUUCUCUAGGUCGAAAUUUCGUAUAUCGCCAAGGUUAUAUAUGAUGCUCUAAAUUAAUAAGGUAGAUUUUUUUUUGCUAUGAAAUUGAUAAGAGAGCUAGAGAAUCUUUUGUUUAUAUAUAAGUUUAUGCCUUGAAACUUGUUAUGAGCAGACAGAAACUGUAAUCAUAACUAAAAUCCAUUUCCC